AUGCGGCUCUUCACUGCCCUCGACGCGGCCCAGUUCUCGCUGGGGAGCAUGUUCGAGUCCAACGGGGUGGCACUUGACAUAUUCGGCGACAAGGAGACGUCCGACGCCCGCCGCCGCUGCCAGCCAGCCGACGGAGAUGAGGACGCCGCGGUGCUUUUCAACAUGCACCUGGGCGUGGCCGGAUUAUACAUGGCCGCGUACGUCGGCUCCGAGCACAUGCCGUGGUGCACCGAUACUGUCUCCGCCCUGAUGGAAGCGUACGGAGCCCCCCUCUCCAUGCUAGAUGUUGCUGACGCCAGCACGGACACGCCGUGGGGACUGGCCAAGGCCUACGUCGACGAGGUCAUGUCCUUCCUCAUGGAAAACGAUGGGUGGAACGCGGACGGGGGCCUCGGUGGAAAGGAGUUCAACCGAAUCCCGUUUACGGGCGACUUCUACUAUACAGACUCUGCAGGCAACGAGUGGAACGGAUACACACCCAAGAACACGCCCUACAAGUUUAAACGCACAAAGAGGUGGCAGCCGUUGCUGGAGUCGGACGGCCUCGGCUACAUCACUGCUCAAGAACACGUGACCCCUCACAUUGGCAUCACCGCUCGGUUCUUUGGAUUCGACACAGCCGAGAAUGAGGAGGCAUGGGGUUCGCGCAAGCUCGACGCGCCGUCCUACAGGAACAGGCACGACGAGAUUGCCAGGGAGGUUCUUGAGGCGUCGAAGUUGGCUGCAGAUGACCCAGCGAAGCAAUUCGCCAUAUCCUUCUUCGACAACAAGGCUACCUCUUUGCUCCCGCUCAUGACUGAUUACUUCGCACAGCGACGUGACACCCUGUCGAGGCUCGAGUUCUUCAAGGUCAAUGUCAAGCUUCAGCUGGGAAUCUACAACGGAGUCGUGCUUUCAUGGCGGGAGAAGGUCCGCCACGAUGCUCCACGCCCCCCUUCAGUGGUGAGGAACGAGAUCGGAGACGAGAUUGUCGAGGCCUACGCGGGUCCAGACAACGGUGUCCAGAACAUGACGGCCUCUGAAUGGGAACCCUACAUCCGCACCAUGCCACACUCUGAGUAUCCAUCGGCUUCUUCUUGUUUGUGUGAGGCGUUUGCGAGUGCACUCAGGGUGUGGGCUGGAACGGACACUAUCGACCCUCCGCUGGAACAACCCGAAGAAGAUCCGCUCGUGACGUUCGCGAGCUGGAGCGAGAUUUCGGAGAUGUGCGGCGACUCCCGGGUGUGGGCUGGCCUGCACUUUGAGGAGUCUGUCCCGGCCGGGGUGGAGCUUUGUGGCGGCGACGAAAUGGCCAUAUCUAUUGCCGCUUCGAUCGACGGGCUGACCGCUGGUGACGAGUCCGUCGCCGUGUUCAACCGUGAUAUUGGCGAACUCAUGCUUCGCCCCUUGUAAGGAUGGUUGUCGGCAAUGAUGAUACCGCCGCCGGCGGCUUCAAUCUAAACCCACCCGUGAAACUGUCGGGUCUUUUGAGAGGUCAUCGUCACUUGAAGAAUGUUGGGAAGUGUCAAACGUCAAGGUUUCUGCGUCUUUAGGAGACGUGCCCCACCGUCAUC
Messenger RNA from Ectocarpus siliculosus, 1553 nucleotides. The record is from the annotation of a GenBank genome assembly. Lineage: Eukaryota; Phaeophyceae; Ectocarpales; Ectocarpaceae.